AAAAACACCAGAAGAAAACAAAAUAAAAAACCCCUUAAUCUUUUAAUCAAUCGCAUGUUGCAACAGCAACUGCCGACCCGACAAUAUCUUCGGAUCCAAACCCCCAUAUCUUCUUCCAAUUACGAAGCUCGCAGCCAUGGAGGUCGAGGUCGUCUCCGGCUCGAAACCCUCGGCCGACGCUAUAUUGAGGAGAGUGGAUUCGCAGAAGGAUCAGCUCCGCGUGAAGAGGAAGACUCUGCAGGCGGUGCUCGAGCAGUGCCAGAGAGCGCUCGAGUCGCUCGGUACAACUGGCGGUGCUGACGAGGAGGAUAAUGGAGAUGAUGGCGAAGAAGACGAUGACGAUAACAGUUCUCGUGGUUCGGCCGUUGACGACGAGCGCCAACAGGGCCGGGGAUCGACUAGUUCGCGGGCUGAUUGCGAGGCCGACGAGUUAUGCGACCUUCUUAAAUCGAGAGUUGAAUGCCCCGACUUCCUCCAAAAGCUAGAAAGUGCACAAGCAUUAGUUCCACAAAAUAUACCUGCAGAAGAAGGUAAUUCUUGGGAUCUGGUUAGUGAGAAUGAUCUAUGGGAAGAUGAGGAUAGCAACCUUGGUGAAGAAGAUUAUGUUCUUGUUAGGCAAGAAGAUAUAGUAGAGGGUAUUGCGUGCUUUAUGGCUGCAUACCUGUUGUCCCUUAAACAGACUAAGGAAUUGACCCCUAAUCAACUUCAGGAAGCCCUUAGCAAAACAUUCUCAGUGAAAACGAAGAAGGGAAAGCUUCGGAAGGCAUGGGAUGGAAGCAAAGUUAUCUAUAAUGUAGCAUCGUGGGGGGCAACUGCCAUUGGGAUAUACCAAAACCCUGUGAUCAUAAGGGUUGCCACGAAAGCCUUCUGGACAUCUUGUGAAGUUAUAUCAAAGUUUCUCUAAUUUGUCUCUGCUGCCGGGAAAAGCAGGAUUUGCUUCUUGUAUUUAGUACUUUGUGUACUUCCAACGCAGCUUUGUGUUUCAAAAAGUGCGUAACAUUACUGGCAUUCUUUUCAUGAUACCGAAUGGCGUGAUUCCUUGAUGAAUUUAAUCCUGUAAAUAUUUGCUUCCGAUUGAAGAGUGCAGUUCAAAUUUAUGUAACACAGCAUUGAACAUGUGUCGGACAUUUUAGAUAUUUAUUUACUUGUGCACAAUGUCACCAA
Molecule: messenger RNA, 1164 nt
Organism: Malus domestica (apple)
Lineage: Eukaryota; Viridiplantae; Streptophyta; Magnoliopsida; Rosales; Rosaceae
Source: RefSeq, a predicted model, not a curated record